Messenger RNA from Aureobasidium melanogenum CBS 110374, 2193 nucleotides. Its product is annotated as DUF726-domain-containing protein. NCBI's taxonomy places the organism in Eukaryota, Fungi, Ascomycota, Dothideomycetes, Dothideales, Saccotheciaceae. The record is from RefSeq and is a predicted model, not a curated record. The transcript is spliced from 2 exons. The coding region runs from base 1 to 2193 and encodes 730 amino acids.
AUGUUUUCAAAACUCCCGUGGAGCUCGGGCGGCGAGCAACAGCAACAGCAUGAAGAAGAACAAUCCCUCACAUCAGUGCUGCCGACACCGCAAGCACGCAGCGAUCUCACCUUGCUGGUCGCCAACUGCACCGAAACCAUGAGAAAAGGCAUCACCGACACUUUCGACCUCAACCAGAUUGGAAAGAUGGAAGACAUGAUGUCGAAGCUCAAGGUCGACGAGAGUGCACAGAACUCCGAUCCAGCAGCAACACCAGAAAAGACAGAGGAAGAGAAGAAACGAGCAGAGGAGAAGGCACAGAGAGAACAGGCAGAAAGAGAAAGGGAACUGAGUGGUCCCAAGAUGCAAGAAUUACAAAAGGCUGCACUACAACACUUUGACGACUGGCGUGAUUCUGUACUGCUUCGUAUCGGAGAAGUCGUCAACCAGCGUGAAGAGGCUGUCUCUCAAAAGAAGGAAGCACAUGCACAAACACCGCGUGUUCCAUCCAAGAAAGCGCCCGAACCUUCCAAGUACGAUGAAGGUGUCAGCAAGGCACUCAAAGAGUUGUGUCCUCCCACAGAGACUCCGCUUGUGGAACUGGAAGAGGAGCAUCGUGCUUUGAUCCUACACUCAGUUCUGUUGCUGCUACUCAGUCUGGAACACUACUCUGCUCACUCGCGCGUGCUUUUGUUGCACUUGACCAGCAGCUUGAAUCUGUCCAUCGGCUUCCUGGCAGACGAUGAAAGCAAGAUCGCUCGCGGCUUGCUGUCUGCCGCCGAGAUGAAGGCUGAUGAUGAAACCAAAAAAAAGCAGGAAGACAACAAGGAGUCUAGAAAGUGGAAAGUCGGGCUGGCAUCUGUAGCUGGUGCAGCUUUGAUUGGAGUUACUGGUGGUUUGGCAGCGCCACUGGUCGCUGCUGGUAUUGGUUCUGUCAUGGGCGGUCUCGGUCUCGGAGCUACCGCUGCGGCAGGCUACCUCGGCACUCUUGCCAGCAGCUCCAUCAUCGUUGGUGGUCUCUUUGGUGCCUAUGGCGGUCGUAUGACUGGACAAAUGAUGGACCAAUAUGCCAAAGAGGUCGAGGACUUCUCUUUUGUUCCCGUCCGUACCUAUCACAAACCUCGCAAGAUCGAAAAAGAAUAUCGUCGUCUUCGUGUCGCCAUUGGUAUUUCUGGCUGGCUGACAGAGAAAGACGAGGUCGUUGAACCGUGGAAGGUCAUUGGACCAGAGAUGGAAGCCUUUGCCCUACGUUUCGAACUACAGGCUCUACUCAAUCUUGGAAACUCUCUCACGACCAUGAUUCGCUCAGCAGCCUGGGGAUAUGCAAAGAGCGAGAUCAUCAAACGUACAGUCUUUGCUUCUCUUACCGCAGCACUCUGGCCACUGGGUCUUCUCAAGGUUAGCAGAAUCAUUGACAACCCUUUCAGCGUGGCCAAGUCUCGCGCAGACAAGGCAGGAGAAGUCCUCGCUGAUGCUCUCAUCAAUCGCGCACAAGGUGAACGUCCAGUGACACUUAUCGGCUAUUCUCUCGGCGCUCGUGUCAUCUUCACCUGUCUGAAGUCACUGGCUGCAAGGAAAGCAUUUGGUCUCGUCGAGAAUGUUGUCUUGCUUGGUGCACCCACUCCCUCUACUGCGGCCGACUGGCGUCUCAUUCGCGCUGUGACCACAGGAAGGGUUGUUAAUGUCUACUCGACCUCCGACUAUAUUCUCGGCUUCCUCUAUCGCUCAUCAAGCAUUCAGUACGGUGUCGCCGGUCUUGAACCAGUUUCUUACGUCCCCGGCGUCCAGAACGUCGAUGUCACAGAUCUUAUUGCUGGAAACCACACUUCCUACCGCUACCUUUGUGGCCGCAUCCUCCGUAAGAUUGGCUUUGAGGAUGUCGACCUCGCAGCUGUUGAGCAAGAGGAGAAGGCACUUGAACAAGCCACCGAGGCAGAAGAAGAGGAACGCAAGCAGAAUGAAGCCAGCACCAAAGAAGGUGCAACUACAGAGGCAGAAGUCAAGGAGAUGGAGAGUGAGGUGCAGAAGAAGAAUGAGGCCUCUAUGAUGGAUUGGGCGACUGAAAAGUUCAGGGCUGGUGGUGCUUCGGCGACAAGCGCAGCAAGCCAGGCAAAAGAGUGGGUCCAGAGGAAUGUCAAUCCAAGAAGUGGAGGCCAGAACGCAAGUAACGAUGUCGGUGGCGCGGCUGGAGCGGUUGGAAGCAGUUUAAUCUGA